AGCACUCCCGUCAGCAGCACCUCCUUCGACAAGAUGAAGCAGGACAAGCGGUACACGCCGGCCAACAAGGUGCCCGACGAGGUGCUGUCGGCCAUGGGCAGCGACGAGAUAUUCUCCCCGGGCUUCAGCAUCAAGGGGCAGGCGUUGGCGGGGAGGGCGUCCUACCUGGACAUGCAGGCGACGACGCCGAUGGACCCGCGUGCCCUGGACGCCAUGAUGGAGUACCAGCUAGAGCGCUACGGUAAUCCCCACUCGAGGACGCACGCCUACGGGUGGGAGAGCGAGGCCGUCGUCGAGAAGGCCAGGGAGCAGGUCGCCAAUCUUAUCGGGGCCUCUCCCAAGGAGAUUAUUUUCACUUCGGGGGCGACGGAGUCGAACAACAUGUCCAUCAAGGGGGUGGCGCGGUUCUACAAGGGUCGCAAGAAGCACAUCAUCACCACGCAAACGGAGCACAAGUGCGUCUUGGACAGCUGCCGUGCGAUGGAGCAGGAGGGCUAUGAGGUGACGUACCUCCCCGUGCAGUCGGGGAGCGGGUUGGUGGACCUUGACGAGCUCGCCGCGGCCAUCAGACCGGACACGGUGGCGUGCUCCGUGAUGGCGGUCAACAACGAGAUCGGCGUGGUGCAGCCGCUCAAGGAGAUCGGAGAGAUCUGCCGCAAGAACAAGGUCUUCUUCCACUCGGACAUCGCGCAGAUGCUGGGGAAGAUGCCGAUCAGCGUGGACGACUUCAAGAUGGACCUCGCGAGCCUCUCUAGCCACAAGAUUUACGGCCCCAAGGGAAUCGGAGCUCUGUACGUCCGUCGCCGGCCGCGAGUCCGCCUGGACCCGGUCUUCUCUGGCGGGGGGCAGGAGAGGGGCCUUCGAUCGGGCACUCUUCCUCACGCUCUCUGCGCCGGGUUCGGCAUGGCCUGCCAGGUGGCGCAAGAAGAGAUGGACGUGGACAAGGAGUGGGUGGACCACCUGUCGAAGCGCAUGUACGACGCCGUGAUGACGCGCAUCCCGGACGUUACCCUUAACGGAGACGCCGACAGGAGGUACCCGGGGAACCUGAACUUCUCCUUCGCUUACGUGGAGGGUGAGUCGUUGCUGAUGGCGCUGAAGAACAUCGCGGUGUCGAGCGGCAGCGCGUGCACGUCGGCCUCGCUGGAGCCGUCUUACGUCCUCAGAGCCAUCGGGGUUGAGGACGACCUAGCGCACACCAGCAUGCGAUUCGGGAUCGGUCGAUUUACCACCGAGGAGGAGGUGGAUUUCGCGGUGGAGUCGCUUGCGCACCACGUGGACCGGCUGCGGUCCAUGAGCCCGCUCUGGGAGAUGGUCCAGGAGGGCAUCGACAUCAAGAGCAUCCAGUGGUCGCAGGACGCUCACUAGAGACGGAUGUCAUGCUGCAUGGUUGUCUCAACUGCUGUGUUUUCCGACGGCGCUUCUUGCCGGGAUUUGAUUCUGAAUAAGCAGCGCUAUCGAGAGAGAGAGAGAGCGAGGAUGGAGAGCAUCCUGUCGUCACAAGAUGCUCACAGGAGAGACAGGAUGCUCACAGGAGAGACAGAUGAUUUCAUGCUGCCACGUCUGUCUCAACCGUGUUCCGAAAGCGCUUCACCGUUGUUGGCAUUGAUUUUCAACAGGCAGCGGUAUUGAGAGAGAGAGAGAGAGAGAGAGAGAGAGAGAGAGAGAGAGAGAGAGAGAGACGGGAUGAAGAAAAUCUAGGUGUCGACGCUCGUUGGAGGCGGACGUAUAUUCGAAAUCAUGCGUACACGCGUGCCACGCCUUUUCUGUCUUUCUGUCUCUUUCGUCCCUCUUUGGGACUCGCUUUGGUUCAGCAGCGAGCGGUACUUACUUAUCGACAGGGGGAGGGGGCGAGGAGCACCCCAGUUGUCGCAAACGAGCUAACGACAGUAGUGAGAAGAGGUUUAAUCCUCGACAGCGGGGUCGAGAUUGCCUAGAGCCUGGAGGAUGCUCACGGAGAGAGGGGAGGGGGGGCACCGCAUGAUGAGCGCACGGAUCAGUGUAGACAGACGCACCAGGCCACGUGUAGAGAUGAAGCGAUCCUAUAC
Messenger RNA from Ectocarpus siliculosus, 2048 nucleotides. The record is from the annotation of a GenBank genome assembly. Lineage: Eukaryota; Phaeophyceae; Ectocarpales; Ectocarpaceae.